This is a messenger RNA of Contarinia nasturtii (swede midge), 13620 nucleotides long. It is a transcript of the gene stan, whose product is annotated as protocadherin-like wing polarity protein stan. The record is from RefSeq and is a predicted model, not a curated record. The transcript is spliced from 15 exons. Gene Ontology annotation, molecular function: G protein-coupled receptor activity; calcium ion binding. The coding region runs from base 1278 to 12152 and encodes 3624 amino acids. Gene Ontology annotation, cellular component: cell-cell junction; plasma membrane. Gene Ontology annotation, biological process: G protein-coupled receptor signaling pathway; homophilic cell-cell adhesion; cell surface receptor signaling pathway. Lineage: Eukaryota; Metazoa; Arthropoda; Insecta; Diptera; Cecidomyiidae.
GAGGGAACGUGUACCACACACACAUAAUAUAUAUAUAUAUAUAUUGGUUCAUUUUAACGUGUCGCGUUUUUUCAAAAACUCGUUUCGUUGGCGAUAUUUCGUGCACGUGAUUUUUACAUUGCAUAUUUUCGGUGUUUGCUUCAAUUUUUGGCCCAUUCACAAAGAAACAAAAACAUUCGAUACAAUUUUUACCGAAAUUGUCAUUUUUGUGUGAUUAAAUUUAUUGAAUUGAAUGAUUGUAAACGUGAGACAGCGAAUAAAACAUACAUUCAAACAGACAAAAAAGGGAAAAAAGUGUAAGACAAGCAAAAAGACGACGAAAAAAAAAAACAAAAAAUUUUAGUCAGUCGAGAAAGGAAUACGUUUACAUUCAAGGUAGAAAAAUAAAUUUAAACGAAGAAUAAUACAAACACAUACAAUUGGAAACCGGUGUUCAUUGCAUUUAUUUAUGGUUUGGUAUUAUUUCUGUUGUUUCAAACUAGUGCAUUUUAUUUCGAUUGUCGAAUUUGUUGAAUAUGUGUAAUUAAAGAACGGAAAAAAGCGAAGGGGAUCGAAUGGCGACAACAACAAAAGAAAUUCGAUUGAAACCGAAGGGAAAAUACACAUUAUUCAAACUAGAAUUUUUGUGUUUUCAACCAGAUCGAAUUCGAAGCGAUCAUAUUGCAAACUCUUCUUGCCGAAAAAAGUGACAGAAAUUACAAAAAACACAAACAAGUGACAAACCGUAGUGUUUUACGUGCACACUGUUUUUUUUUUGUUACAUAUAUAUACAAUUUUUUUUGUGAAAUGUUACUGAGAUUUUAACGGAAAACAAUUUAAUCCAAUGGAAUUAUUGUGUUGACAUAAAGGGAAAAUAGUGAAAAGAGAAUUGAAAGAAAAAUAAGUUGGAAACAAAUUCAAAAGUAUUGACGGAUUUUUAAAGUUGAACAUAAUCAACGCCGGCGAUUGGAAUACAUGGUUUUGUUUUGGCGGAGCGCAAAAUAAAAAUACAAAGACAAAAGGAUUCAUAAUAAUAUCAACAAUAAAAAAUUAUCAUAGGUUUCACCAAAUUUGGAUUUUCUGCUGAGUUUCCAGAAGUGAUAACAAACACAACAUAUAUACACAUAACGGACAUACAAACAGCAACCAAACAUCAAGCGGGCCAUAUUCUGCGUACGAUUCACGUUGUCAUUGUGUUGUGACGUUUAUAAAAUAGAAAACGGAUUUUAAACGAAUUCACUGGUUUGCAGUGUUGAUGAUGUGCACCAGCGGCUGUAAUAUAAAUCGAACUGCAUAAAAUGUGGCCAUUGCAACAGCGAAAGGCCACCAGCACCACCACCACCGUUGUCACUGUCAAUAAAACGACGGCGGCGGCAACGCGAACGGCAUCGUGGUCAUCGUCAUCGUUUCAUUUGCCGAUUGUUAUUUUAACGACGAUAUUUGUAUUGUUGUCGUCGUUUGUUUGCAAUGUUGAUGCGUAUCUGAUUGUGGUGAGCGACCAAACACCGGCCGGUGCCAUCAUAUUCAAUGCAUCCGUUUAUAAACUUGGUUCGGAGCGAUUGUAUCGCAUCAAUACACAUAAAUCGGCACAAUUUGUGCAUCAUUUAUUACAUGUCGAUCACAAAGACGGUCAAAUUCGUUUGAAAAAAUCGCUAAAAUGUGAUGGCAUAUUCUAUCCGAAUAUAUUCACAUUUUAUGUUGAUUCAACGACGAAUCGAUUGCGAAGCAUUGAUUAUUAUAGUUUACCGUUGCGAAUAUUGGUGUCGGGCGAUAAUUGUAAUGAUGAUUAUCACUAUAUGCAACACCCGACCACCAUCAACGGUACGGCAAUAUGGUUUGGACGAAAUUUUGAAGAGGACAAUCAUGUGUUGGACCGACGACGACGGCGACGACGGCGACGACGGCGUCACAUUUCCAGCAGCAGCAGUAGCAGCAAAAAUAAUCCAUUGGCCGUCUAUCAAAAUGGUUUGGUCAAUGAAACGGAUUACAAGCAUUUUAACGACGGUGACAUACUGUUUGAUAGUGUGCUUACAAAUUAUGAACGACACAAAAUGUUGUCACGCAAACGACGUGAACUUCAAUUGAACGAUGCCAUUUACAAUAAAAUCACCGAUGCCAAACAAUGGAUUACCGAAACAUAUGCAUCGUAUGCCAUUCAUACGACCGACAAAUGGAAUAAAAUUUGCAUGAAAAAAUCACAAUAUAUAAAUUCAUUGAAUGCAUUUUUACCGCGAACGAUUUGCCAAUUUUGUAAAGUGAAUUUUUUGGAUGUCAGCGAUGAACGUUUCAAAAUUGAAUUACAAAAUCGUGAUUUGGUUGCAAGCCGUGAUGUUUGUAUACCGGAACCAUUAUGGAAGGUGAUUGUCACACUAAAAGUGAAAUGCGAUCGACCGGAUAUUAUUGAUGCGGAUCAUCGACUGAAAAUUGUCUAUCAUCAUCAGGAAUUUAAUGACACCGAUAUGGCAAGACGUGUUAAACGUGAACUACGCAAUCAAAGUCCGUACUUUGAGCAAGCACUGUAUACGGCAUCGGUGUUGGAAGAACAACCGGCCGGUUCAACGGUGACAACUGUUCGAGCUCGUGAUCCCGAAGAUUCGCCCGUUGUUUAUUCGAUGGUGUCAUUGCUUGAUUCACGUUCACAAUCAAUGUUUAAAGUUGAUUCACGUACCGGUGUUAUUAGCACCACCACAUCAUUGGAUCGUGAACAAAUGGAUGUACAUUAUUUUCGUGUUGUUGCCACCGAUGAUAGUUUUCCGCCCCGUUCAGGCACCACAACGUUGCAAGUGAAUAUCUUGGAUUGUAAUGAUCAUGCGCCAACAUUUGAAGCCGAACAAUUUGACACGAGUAUACGUGAAAGUGCGACAGUGGGUUCAACGGUGAUUACAUUGCGUGCCACCGAUCAGGAUAUUGGGAAAAAUUCGGAAAUUGAAUAUUCAAUUGAAACGGUGAAUGGUGGUGGUACAACAACACCCGAUCAGGAUAUGAAUACAUUUAAAAUUGAUCCAAAAUCUGGUGUCAUUUCAACGCGCAGCAGUUUAGAUCGUGAAGUUGCCGAUAUUUAUUCGAUUGUUGUGCAAGCAACCGACAUGGCAACACCGCAAGAUGAAAGAAAAUCAGCAUCGGCCACGGUUAUUGUUAAAAUACUCGACGACAAUGAUAAUUAUCCACAAUUUAGCGAACGAACGUAUUCGGUACAGGUGAGUGAAGAUAAAUGGGAUGAUACGAAUAUUAUUGCACAAAUUCGUGCCACCGAUGCUGAUGAUGGCAACAAUGCGGCCAUUCGAUAUGCAAUCAUCGGUGGUAAUACUCAAUCACAAUUUGCCAUCGAUUCAAUGUCGGGCGAUGUUAGUUUGGUGAAACCAUUGGACUAUGAAAGUGUACGCAGUUAUCGGCUUGUGAUUCGUGCUCAAGACGGUGGCAGCCCAUCGAAAAGUAAUACAACACAGCUACUCGUCAAUGUACUCGAUGCAAAUGAUAAUAGCCCAAGAUUUUAUACGUCACAAUUUCAAGAGGCCGUUCUUGAAUCCGUUCCGGUCGGCUAUAAUAUUGUUCGUGUACAAGCAUAUGAUGCGGAUGAAGGAUCCAAUGCUGAAAUAAACUAUAGCAUUUCAGAUCGAAAAGAUUCAUUGCCACUUGCUGUUGAUUCACGCACCGGAUGGAUACACACGGUUAAAUCACUUGAUCGCGAAGAUAUGUCACGGUAUACAUUUCAAGUGGUUGCCACCGAUGGUGGAGUGCCUCCACGUUCGGCAAGUAGCUCGGUUGUGAUCACCAUUCAAGAUGUUAACGACAAUGAUCCAACAUUUAGUCCGAACUUUUAUGAAGCAUCGAUGGCAGAGGACCAGCCACCCGGUACACCAGUCGUAACGGUAACCGCAACAGAUCCCGAUGAAGAUUCUCGACUGCAUUAUGAAAUAACGUCAGGCAACACCCGCGGUCGAUUUGCAAUAACAUCACAAAAUGGACGAGGUCUGAUAACCAUUGCCCAGCCAUUGGACUACAAGCAAGAAAAACGAUUCAUUCUAACAAUAACUGCAAGUGAUUCAGGUGGUCGUACCGCCACCGCUACUGUAAACAUAAACAUUACCGAUGCAAAUAAUUUUGCGCCUGUCUUUGAAAAUGCGCCAUACUCAACGAGUGUAUUCGAAGACGUGCCAAUUGGAACGACAGUUUUGGUGGUAUCGGCCACCGAUAGUGAUGUUGGUAUAAACGCUCAAAUCACAUACUUUUUGAAUGAAGAAUCGCUGAAUAGUUUGGGUACAAGUGAACCGUUUGCAAUAAAUCCACAAACUGGUGCGAUAACAACGAUUGCACCAUUAGAUCGUGAAACGGUCAGCGCGUAUUUAUUAACGGUGACGGCAAAGGACGGUGGUAAUCCAUCGUUGAGUGAUACAACUGAUGUCGAAAUCUCUGUGUCCGAUGUAAAUGAUAAUGCACCGUCGUUUAAAGUGCCAUUGUAUCAAGCUUCAAUUCCAGAAGAUGCAUUGAUUGGAACGUCUGUUGUUCAAAUUUCGGCCUCUGACGAUGAUAUCGGAUUGAAUGGUCGUGUCAAGUACAUGUUGAGCGAAAAAGAUCGUGAUGAUGGUUCGUUUGUGAUCGAUCCAACAUCGGGAAUUAUACGGAGCAAUAAACAAUUGGAUCGCGAAACAAUAGCCGUUUAUCAUUUGCAAGCGAUUGCAAUUGACAAAGGAACACCGCCGAUGAGCAGUACAAUUGAGGUGCAAGUACGGUUGGAAGAUGUAAACGAUUCACCACCAACAUUUGAAUCUGAUCGCAUAACAUUUUAUGUGCCGGAAAAUUCGCCGGUUGGUUCGGUGGUUGGUGAAAUUCAUGCCCACGAUCCGGACGAAGGCGUAAAUGCAAUCGUUCAAUAUUCAAUUAUUGGUGGCGAUGAUUCGAAUGCAUUUUCAUUGAUCACACGACCCGGAUCGGAACGUGCGCAACUGUUAACGAUGACCGAAAUGGAUUAUGAAUCGCCGAAGAAACGCUUUGAAUUGGUUAUACGAGCGUCGAGCCCGCCAUUGCGAAAUGAUGUGACUGUCGAAAUUCUGGUCACCGAUAUCAAUGACAAUGCACCGAUUUUAAAGGAUUUCCAAAUUAUAUUCAAUAAUUUCCAAGAUUGGUUUCCAAACGGUGAAAUCGGACGAGUGCCAGCCUUUGAUGCGGAUGUCAAUGAUAAAUUGGUGUAUCGCAUUUUAUCGGGCAACAAUGCAAAUUUACUACGUUUGAAUGCUUCGACGGGCGCGUUAACAUUGAGUCCACAAUUGAAUACAAACGUGCCGAAGUAUGCGGUGAUGGAAGUAUCUGUUACGGAUGGCAUUAAUGAAGCAAAAGCAAUUAUGACACUGAUUGUUCGAUUAAUUACGGAAGAUAUGCUUUUCAAUUCGGUCACUGUCCGGCUGGAUGAAAUGACCGAAGAAGCAUUUUUAUCACCUUUGCUGAACUUCUUCUUGGAUGGUUUGGCUGCAAUUAUACCAUGCCCAAAGGAGAAUAUCUAUUUAUUUUCAAUUCAAGAUGAUACCGAUAUCAAUUCACGUGUUUUAAAUGUCAGCUUUUCGGCACGACGAUCCGAUGUGUCACACGAAGAAUUCUAUACAUCACAAUAUCUGCAGGAACGUGUUUAUCUGAAUCGAGCCAUUUUAGCACGAUUGGCCACCGUUCAAGUGUUACCAUUCGAUGAUAAUUUAUGUGUGCGCGAACCAUGUUUAAAUUACGAAGAAUGUUUGACCGUUUUGAAAUUUGGCAAUGCAUCGGGUUUUAUACACAGUGACACAGUUCUAUUUCGUCCAAUUUAUCCGGUAAAUACGUUUGCAUGCAAGUGCCCAGACGGUUUUACCGGCAGCAAAGAGCAUUAUCUCUGCGACACCGAAGUUGAUCUAUGCUAUUCAAAUCCAUGCAAAAACAAGGGCAAUUGCAUUCGACGCGAAGGUGGCUACACCUGCAUUUGUACCGGUGACUAUACGGGCGAAAAUUGUGAGACAAAAAUUGACACUCUGCCACCGUGUAUGACAGAUUUCUGUGAAGGAUCCGGCCGAUCAUCGUGUCAUCAAACCAAAAUGACACCACAUCCAUCGUAUACACAAACAUGCGAACUACGGUCCAGAUCAUUUCCGAAAAGUUCAUUUUUAACAUUUCCCAGUUUGCGACAACGGCAUCGUUUCAAUUUGAAAAUGAACUUUGCCACAGUCAAUGAAAACGGUCUGCUCUUGUACAACGGUCGUUACAAUGAAUUACACGAUUUUAUUGCAUUGGAAAUUCUCAACGGACACAUUUCAUUUUCAUAUUCACUCGGCCAGGAUAUCAAAUCGGUGACAAUCGAACAAAAGCGCAAAAUAUCGGACGGUCAAUGGCAUACGGUUGAAGUGGCCUAUUUCAAUCGUACGGUAACAAUUAGUUUGGAUGAAUGCGAUACAGCAUUAUUGUUGAAUGGUGAUUUGGGUGAAAAAUGGAACUGUGCGAAUAGUACAACAUUAGUAUUGGAUCGUCGAUGUUCACUGUUAACCGAGACGUGUCAUCGAUUUUUGGAUUUAACGGGACCAUUACAAAUUGGCGGUUUACCAAAAAUUCCGGCCCAUUUUCAAAUUCAAAAUCAUGACUAUGUCGGAUGCAUUUCCGACAUUUACAUCGAUCAUAAAUACAUCGAUUUAAAUUCAUAUGUGGCUGACAAUGGAACGACGGCUGGUUGUUCAAAGAAAACACCAAGUUGUGCAUCGGAACCGUGUUUCAAUGGUGGCACCUGCAAAGAGGGAUGGUCAACACAUACGUGUGAAUGUCCGGAAGGAUUUACUGGGCAUGCGUGCCAAGAGACGGUGCCGUUGCCAUGGCGUUUUUCGGGCGAUGGUUUGCUCAGCUUUAAUCCAUUACUUCGACCUAUUCAAUUUCCAUGGUUAACCGCGUUAUCGGUGCGUACACGACAGCGUAAUGCAUUUUUAUUGCAAAUUCAAGUUGGUCAAAAUAGUUCGGCAAUAGUUGCAUUGAAAAAUGGCAUUUUACACUAUAUUUUCAACGGUGAACCAAUGUAUUUGGCGGGCAGUGAUUUGGCCGAUGGUGAAUGGCAUCGCAUCGAAAUAAAAUGGUUGGGAAUGGAUAUUUCAUUUUCAGUUGAUUAUGGUCAACGCAUCGGCGUGGUGCCAAUGUCACAAAAAAUCUCCGGCAGUUAUGUGGGCAAAGUGAAUUUGGGCAGUGUUGACACAAGCUUUGGUCACAUUGAAGAUCUACCGCAUUUUGAAGGUUGUAUUCAAGAUGUUCGUGUUGGUGGACCGCAAUCGUCGUUGAAUCGACCAACCGUACGUGAAAAUGUUCGAGACGGUUGCGAAUCAAAAUCAACGUGUGAAGAUUCAUGUUUUGAGCACAGUUCAUGUGUUGCCGAUUGGGAUCAAACAAUGUGCGAAUGUUUACCGGGAUAUGUUGGUGACGACUGUGUACCGAUUUGUGCAUUGAAUCCAUGCACAUCGGGUGUGUGCCGCGUCGAUCAGAGCAAUCGCAAAGGAUACAAAUGCGAUUGCAGCAGUACAAACAAUACGGGCGAAUAUUGUGAAAUAAAUAAGAUGCAAACAUGUCCGGGCGGAUGGUGGGGUGAAAAAGUGUGCGGACCAUGUAAAUGUAAUGUAAAACAAGGUUAUCAUAUGAAUUGUAAUAAAACCACUGGCCAAUGCUAUUGCAAGGAGAAUCAUUAUCAGCCAAUCAACGAAACGGCAUGUUUCCCAUGCGAUUGUUAUGCCAUUGGUUCGUUUGGCGGCACCUGUAAUCGUUUGACUGGCCAGUGUGAGUGUAGAGAAGGUGUUAUUGGACGACGAUGUGAUUCAUGCUCAAAUCCAUAUGCCGAAGUAACGUUAAAAGGUUGUGAAGUUGUGUACGACUCAUGUCCAAGAUCGUUUGCAGCUGGUGUAUGGUGGCCACGAACGCCGCUUGGACAAGUGGCAAUUGAAAGUUGCCCAUCGCCGGCGUUUGGAAAGGGACGUCGUGUAUGCGACGGUGAUCGUGGCGGUUGGAGUCAUCCGGAUAUGUUCAAUUGUACAUCCGAACAAUUUAUCGAUUUGCGAAAACGUUUGUCACAAUUGGAAAAACGUGAAUUGGAAUUGAAUUCAUUUAUUUCGGUGAAAAUAGCGGCUGCACUGCAGCAUGCUACCGAUGUGGUGGGAAAUAUAAAUGGAAUUAAUGUGGCGAAUAAGAAUAGCGAUUUAAAAUCGAAAAUAACACCAAUCAAUAAGGAUGCGGUUUGGCUUGACGAAUACGAAAUGGAAUAUCUAACGGAUGAAGUGAAAUUCGUACAUGAUCGAUUGUAUGGUGCCGAUUUAUUGGUGACCGAAGGUUUACUACAUGAAAUCAUCAUUUAUGAACUUAUGCAAAAUGGUUUGAAUCUAUCGCAUAGUCAAGACAAGUAUUUUAUUCGGAAUUUAGUCGAAAGUGCAAGUGUAAUUUUGGACGAACGCUAUACUAGCGAGUGGAAACGUUUAACGCAAUUGACACAACGAAAACCGGGCGAUUUAGUCGAUGCAUUCAAUAAAUAUAUGACAAUUUUGGCACGAUCACAACAUGAUACCUACACAAAUCCAUUUGAAAUAGGAUCGAAUAAUUUGGUGCUCGGAUUGGACAUUGUAACCACUGAAUCAUUGUUUGGCUAUCAACCACAACAAUUGUCCGAAUAUUUCAAGGAGAAAUCGAAUCAUCAUUCAAAUCAAUUCACAACGGAAAGUGUGAUUUUGCCAGAUACCAGCGCAUUUUUACAACACAAUCCAAAGCAAAAGCCAAUGAUUUUCUUCCCCAAAUACAACAAUUACAUGCAAAACAAAAAGAAAUUCGAUCAUCAUACAAAAUUUAUGGUGCCAUUGGAUAUGUUGGGCAUCACAACACCCGAAGACGGCAACGAUCUCAUUCAUUCAACAAAUUCACAAAUGAACGAUAAACAUCGUGCAAUCAUUAGCUAUGCACAGUACAAAGAUAUGGGUACCUUGUAUGACAGUGCAUUCGAUGAAACAAUUACACGACGAUGGGGUGUUGAUGUGAAAAUUGCCACACCAAUACUAUCGCUGACUAUUCUGGUGCCGAGCACAAAUGAACAAUCAAAAUCAGCAAAUGGUGGUGGUUCGAAUGUAUCUUCGAAAAUAAUGUUGGGCCGUGACAUCGAAUCAAACCAUAUGGAACGGGAACGGGAACGGGAACGGGAACGGGAACGAGAACGAGAAAGAGAACAGACAAAAGUGCCACGCUAUUCAAAUCUGACCGUUUUCACAAAGGAUCCGUCCAAUUCAAACGAUCAAUUGAUAAAUAUUUCGAUACACGAUGUGGGCGGUGGCGAUGACGAUCAUGCCAGUUUGAAGAACAGCGCUGAGAUUGUCAUUAAAAAUUCGGCAGAGAAUUUCGAUGAGGCAUCAGUCUCAUUGGCACCAUCACCCACAAAGAAAUCAUUUGAACCUAACUUAAGUUUGGAAAACGAAGCCACCUACCCCGAUAAACGUGUUGUAAAGCGUGGCAUAUCAGACGGUAGCGACUACGAUGAAGACGAUCAACAAUUGGUGUACCGAAGUCUUGGUUCACCACAUUUAUCGCAACCGAUUAAAUUACAAAUGUGGUUGAACAUCGAACGCAGUCUCUUUGGUCCACGAUCAAAUCCACAAUGUGUACGAUGGAAUAGCUUUACAAGCUCAUGGACACGGCUCGGUUGUCAAACUCAGCCGCCAAAUUAUGAGGCUGAAUUUAUGAUCAUGGACGGACCAAUUAUCAUCAAUUGUUCAUGCACACACAUUUCCAAUUAUGCCGUUUUAAUUGAUGUCAUCGAUCCAAGCGACAUACCCGAACCGUCGUUACUCAUUCAAAUCACAACACUGUCAGCAUUUUUAAUAUCAUUGCCAGUUCUAUUUGUCGUUUUGGUUGCAUUGGCACUGUUGCGCGGCCUGCAAACCAAUUCGAAUACAAUUCAUCAGAAUUUGGUGUUGUGCGUUUUCUUUGCCGAAAUGUUGUUCUUCAUUGGAUUCCAAUCGCGACGCAAUUUAAUCGAUACGGAAUUUUCAUGUAAAAUUAUUGCGAUUUGUUUGCAUUAUGCAUGGUUGGCUGCAUUUGCAUGGACAACCGUUGAUUGUGUACACUUGUAUCGAAUGCUCACCGAAAUGCGAGACGUUAAUCAUGGACCGAUGGGCUUUUAUUUCUCAAUUGGUUACGGAGCACCGGCCAUUGUUGUUGGACUAUCGGUUGGCGUCAGGGCACAUGAAUAUGGAAAUAAUUUGUUCUGUUGGUUGUCGGUGUAUGAGUCCGUUGUGUGGUGGUUAGUCGGACCGAUAGCCGGAAUGUCUGUGGUGAACUUGAUGAUACUAUUUGUAUCGGUAAAAGCGGCAUUCACGUUAAAAGACCAUGUUCUUGGUUUCGGAAAUUUGAGAACGCUUCUCUGGCUGUCCGUAGUGUCAUUACCGUUGAUGGGAAUAAUGUGGGUGUUGGCUGUAUUGGCUGCAUCGGAAAAUUCUCAAUUGCUAACAAUGUUACUAUCCGGAGCGGUUGUGUUCCAUGCACUCUUCUGUCUAAUCGGCUAUUGUAUCAUCAAUAAACGUGUGCGGGAAAAUUUGAAUCAUACAUUUUUGCGAUGUUUGGGCAGGAAGGUGCCACUCUUAGAUUCAUCACAAGCGGUUAGUGUAAGCUCGCAGAAUGCCACAUCAAAUCCACGUUCGCCGGGCGGUUUUGCGGGUGGUUCAUAUGAAACAAGUCGCAAACACAUUGGCAUCAGUGCAUCGAGUACAACGUCGAAAAGCACAAACACAAAUAAAACCAGUUCCAGUCCGUACCGUAGCGAGGGUCAAAUUCGACACACAUCCACAUCAACAUCAAAUUAUAAUAGCGACGGUCAAUCGUAUAUGAGAGGUUAUAAUGGAAAUAGCAGCAAACGACGACAUCGAGAUGAUCGACACGGACGACGAUCACGUAAAGAAUCUGAUUCUGGAUCGGAAACUGAUGGACGAAGUCUGGAACUUGCAUCGAGCCAUUCAAGCGACGAAGAAGAAUCAAGAGUUGGACAAAGCGGCAUUGCUUCAACAUCACAUUGCAACAUUGGCGUAUCGGCAGCUUCAUCAUAUUUACCAAAUAUUACGGAACACGUUCAGGCAACGACGCCACCAGAAUUGAAUGUAGUACAGAGUCCACAAUUGUUCCCGAGCGUUCGACCGGUAUUUGCGUCGCGUUGGUCAAGCCAGGCGCCCGAAUCAUUUUUACCAAAUCCAAAUGUUGUAGGUCGAUGGUCACAGGAAACGGGUUCGGAUAACGAAGUGCAUCCCCAUUCAACGAGUUCACCAAACCCACUUCCAUUACCGCAUCCAGAUCUGACCGAUACCAGCUAUUUGAAUCGUCAGGCACACAAUCAAAUGGGCGUUCCAUCACCAUCGAUUCUCGAAAAUAUGCACGAAAACUAUAACAUUCGUACGAAUCCAACGCAAAUGAUAUACGACAAUGAUCGUUACAAAUACGAAAUGGAUCAUGACAAUUUGUAUGGCCAAAACAAAGACUAUCAAGCAAAUUACAGUGGUGGCGGUAGUAUUGUUGGCAUCGCCGAUACUGCAUACAAUUUAAAUAGUAAUUAUCAUUCAAAAGCAUCCGAUGCCCGAUAUACAGCUGCCGCAGCAACUGGCGUUCUAAGUGAUUCUGAAUAUCCAAAUAAUCAAAUCAUAAAUCAAAUGAUUCCACAGCAUACGAAUCAUUUUCUGUACGAUAAACAAAGAUCACCAUACAUGGGAUCGAAGACUGAACUACCGUACAUGUCAAAGGAUCGACUAUCGAACAACAUGUACAGUUCAACGCCACGUGAAAGCCAUUACAGUCUAAAAUCGCCGGGACUGUACAGCGGUGCCGAAUCAGUUCAUAGCGUUCAUUCGAUGCUCAAGAAUGAUUAUCAGCAACGUGCCACCGACUAUCAUUCCGAUCGAAUGUCAGAGACGUCUGAUAAAAAUGGCUACUCAAAUGGCUAUAUUUAUCCAUACAAUGCAGAAGAAGAUCAUCUAUCAAUGAUAACCAGAAAUCAGGCACUCUCAUCGAAUGACAUGAACUAUCCGUCGGUGUUGUCCACGAAUAAACUAUCGUCACGGCAAAGUUCACGAACAUCAUCACCGCCGGGUGUGACCACAGGCAUACAGCCCCUUGCACCGCUCACCAGCAUCACCGACACAAGCGAAUCGGAGGAGGAAAGGUUAUAUUGAUGAUGAUGAGACAACCGUUUAAACUGCCAACAAAAGACUGCCCAAAAAAAUCGAAACAAAAACUCAAGUCAAAAACAAUCAUCGGAUAAUAAUAACAAAUGCAUUCAUUCCAUCACCUUUAACAGACGAUCUGAAAGUUGCUCUCUCAUUGCAAAAAAUAUAAAUAUUUAUUUAGAGAAAUAUAAUGAAUAAUAAUCUGUAAAAAAAUGAGCUUUCAACAUACUCUUGAAAGAUAAAUAAAACAUUUUAAUUUAGCUUGAAAAUUGAACAAGAGAGCAGAGAACAAAAUACUUGUGUCAUACCAUCGAUCUAUUAUUAUUAUGAUCGAUAAAUUUCAUUUUAAAAUACAUCCAAUUUUACUGCCGAAUUGUCAAAUUAUUUACUGUUAAUUCCUAAUUCGACCAAGUAUGAAAAUUACUAAUGGAAUCCAUUCCUCGAGAAAAAAACAUUGCCAAAAAAGCUUCAAACACUUUGGGCUGAAGAAUUUAUCAAACGAUCAUUUGAAGCAUUUUAAUAAACACACAGCAUUUACUAGACGUAGGUUUACAUUCCAAAACAAAAAGACACACAAGUAUUUAUAUGUAAAUAAGAUGAGAUUUUUAAGUAUAAUUUUAAGUUUUAGUGUGUUGAAUCGAAUCAUAAUAACUAAAUGGUCAUUGUAAUGUAAUACACAUGCUUCACUUCCAAUUUAAUUUUUAAAUGAGAUAAAUUCGUUUAAUUUCAAUGGAAAAAUUAAUGAAAUUAGUUGAAUCAGAUUUUGCGAUAUCGAAUGCAAGACAUUUCUUUAUAUUUAUUUGAGAGAAAAAAAAAUGGGAGACAAAAAAAUACACACGACAAACAAGGAGUGCCUCAACUUUUGUUGAAUAUAUUUGUAGUUUUGAUUGAGCCGAGAAAGAAAAAAAGAAAAUGUAUUAGAAAUAAAGAAAAGAGAAGAAAAAAAAAGACAAUGUGAAGAGAAACUGAUCAAAACACAGAUGUAUGUUGAUUAAUUUAAAUGAAAAUUGUAAUUGAAUUUUUUUUAUUAAAAAAAAAAAAUAAGAAAUUGAACUAUUGAAUGAAACAUAGGGAAAUUAAAUAAAUAAUGGGUGAAAAUAGUGCAUCUCUUUAGUUUGUCGCUGUACGACUCAAGCUCCAUCAAUAACCGUUUGCUUUGGAAGUUUCAUUCAAAUUUUAUGUGAUUUUUGUUUGUAAAUUAUUAUUUCGUUUAUUAUUUGAUAUUAAUUUUUUUGUACAUUUUUCACAAAGACCCAGCAAUUCAUCAUUUUUAGCGUUUAUUUUAUUGCAAGUGAAAAAUAAACGAAACAAAAAGAAAAUCAACGGAUUGUAGAUUUUUCAUUGCAACUAGAUCUAUUUAAUACUACAUUAAUAUUGACAUUUCAAAAUGAAUAUUAAACGAUUAAGAACAACAACAACAAGACGUAGACAUAAUUUUAUGCUAUUAAUAAAGAAAUGGUAAUUUAUUUCAAAA